Molecule: messenger RNA, 2346 nt
Organism: Cryptomeria japonica (Japanese cedar)
Lineage: Eukaryota; Viridiplantae; Streptophyta; Pinopsida; Cupressales; Cupressaceae
Product: serine carboxypeptidase-like 45
Exons: 10
Coding region: 828-2234 (468 amino acids)
Biological process (GO): proteolysis
Cellular component (GO): vacuole
Molecular function (GO): serine-type carboxypeptidase activity
Source: RefSeq, a predicted model, not a curated record
AUGAAUAUAAUCCCCUGCUUACUAUUUUCUUGUCCAAUAAUUUUCAUAACAGAUAGCAAUGCGCAUGCCAUGCUUUUCACAGAGCUGUCAUACGACUGACUCCUUUACUCUACCGCGCAUGUCGGCAGCCGUAACGCUCUGCAUUCUAUAAAACCCCCCUUUUUUUAAUUGUUUCUUGCCAUGCUGCAUUUCUGCAAAAGACCCAAAUUUUGUCGUUUGAAAUCUUAACAAAUGGAUAAACUAGUCAGGAAAAUUGGGCUCCACAGUAUAUAAAAAUUAGUUUUCAAUCAAAGCGAUUUCAGUAUCUUGUACUCUCAUAUCAGAUGACAACAGAACGAUUUCAUCAAUGAUAUAAAAUCUUCCAAAAUUAGAGUUUGUUUGGUUUCAAAGAUAGUUCAUACAUUGUGCAGUUCAUGUUAUAAUAAAUUCAAAUUUUGGUCAGUCUAAGAGUAGCACUUUCAUAUCAGAUAAUCAAAUGAUUUAUAAGUGAUAUUAAAUCCUUCAAAAUUAGAGUUUUGCUGGUCCUAGUUGUCCUAGUUUGAAUAAUGCAUUAUGCAGUUCAUGUUAUAAUAAAUUCAAAUUUGGGUCGUUGCAAAUAGUAUUUUUAUUUCAUGUUAAGAUGGGUCAACAAAUCUCCCGAGCUCUUCACUGAAAAAGUUUGAGUUGGGACUUUUUCAAUGCUUUUGAGAUUUAAAAAUGUUGCUUUUGUAGAGUCAAGAUUCUUGGUGGUGUCUGUCUUCAUAUAUGAAGUAUGCAUCAUGGAGUAUUUAUCAAUCCUCUACUAGUUUCUGAUAAUUUGCAGAGCUUAGGUCUGAUAAGGAUUCAAGAUGUGGGUAUCACAACAGAAAAAUGCUGGAGCUAUUGUGGUAUUCCUGCUCAUUAGACUAUUAUUAAUAGAGGCAUAUGAGAAUGACCUUAUUACUGGUUUGCCUGGCCAACCGGCAGUUCCCUUCAAACAGUAUGCUGGAUAUGUGACAGUAGACAGGAAUUAUGACCGUGCUCUGUUCUACUAUUUUGUAGAAGCAGAAAAGAAUCCAAGCUCUAAGCCUCUGGUGUUAUGGCUGAAUGGAGGGCCUGGAUGUUCUUCACUAGGAGUGGGAGCUUUCUCAGAGAAUGGACCAUUUCAACCUAGCAAAACUAUACUAGUGCAAAAUGACUAUAGUUGGAAUAAAGAAGCCAAUGUUCUUUACCUGGAGUCACCGGCAGGAGUUGGUUUUUCAUAUUCUAACACUACUUCAUUCUACGAAGGUGUCAAUGACAGAAGAACAGCACUGGAUAAUCUUGUCUUUUUCAUACGAUGGUUUAAGAAGUUUCCAGCCUACAAAACAAGAGAUCUCUACUUAACAGGUGAAAGCUAUGCAGGGCACUACAUUCCUCAGCUAGCAGAACGUAUGCUACGGUACAACAGAAAAUAUAAGAUCUUCAAUCUUAAAGGAGUUGCAAUAGGCAAUCCAUUGAUGAAAUUCGGAAACGACUUAAAUGCAAGGGCAGAAUUCCUAUGGUCUCACGGGCUCAUAUGUGAUCAGAGCUACAAGGAAAUGGUUUAUACCUGCAAUUACAGCCGCUACGUUCAUGAAUUUUACCGCCACAACUUAUCGGCGGCCUGCAAUGAGGUUAAUAGUUUGAUUAGCCAGGAAGUUAGCGAUUUCAUCGAUAACUAUGAUGUAACAUUGGAUGUUUGCUUGUCAUCCAUUGGAAUGCAGUCGAAGACUCUAAACUCCAUGUUAUUCCAGAGGAAGAAUGAAGAAAAUCCCCAAUUGCCGGAUGUUUGUGUUGGGGAUGAAUCCACUACAUAUCUUAACAGGCUUGAUGUCCAAGAGGCAAUGAAUAUUCGUCUCACUGGGGCUGCUAAACAAUGGAGUCCUUGCAGCAGAAAACUUCAUUACGAUCAUCUGAAUUUAGAGAUAUCCACAGUCCAUUUGCUUGGAGAGUUGGUGAAGGCAGGAAUCAGAGUUUUUGUUUAUAGUGGAGACCAGGAUUCUGUAAUACCCUUGACAGGAACACGUACACUCAUCUACAAUCUAGCUGCUGAGCUGAAACUGAAUACUUCAGCUCCAUACAGGGUUUGGUUUGAGGGGAAUCAGGUGGGAGGAUGGACACAGGUUUACAGCAACAGUCUAAGCUAUGCAACAGUGAGAGGAGGAUCUCAUGAGGUUCCAUUUUCACAACCAGAGAGAUCUCUGGUUUUGUUCAAGUCAUUCCUUAAAGGAGAGCCCCUUCCUUACAUAAAAUGAAUUAUUGUUACCUAUUCAUUGAAUCUGAAAGCCCAUUUUCCUGCCAUAGCAGAGAGAAAUAAGUUCUAAACUUUCAAUCAUAUAGUAUUGUUUUUCACUUUAUCCCUCAAAA